UGUCUUCUGAAGCAGCAACAGUAUAUGGCGUGGUGGGGGUGUGGGGACAAUCAUAGCUGUGUCCUGCUGAAAGGCUAUAUGAAUCAUGGCUUAUUAGAAUGGUUGAUACUGUGUAAAUGAAUGGUUUUAUCUCCAAAUGCCUUAAACGUUCAUCUCUUCAGGUGUGACAUGCACAAGUCCUUUUAGAAACAUUGUUGUGAUCUGCUCAGUGUCUGCAAACUGUGUUGUUAGAAAAAGAUGUAAAUUGCAGCUUACAAGGAGUAUUCAUUUGUGAGAUCUCAUGCUUGGAAGGCAGACUUAUUUAGGAUCAAAAUCAUAGGUGAUAUAUUCUCUAAUUAAUGAAUUAGAUCUGACUCAGCUCAGAUUGGCUUGCCAGAGUUAUGUUUAUUUAAUGUGCUUUACGUAGCAAAUGAUUAUGUGGCAGUGAGAAAAAAAAACACUCUGUGUAGCUGUAGUGGUUGAGUGAGUCAGGUCCUGAGGCCACUCCAGCCAUCCUUUCUACAAUUCAUGUGAAACACGUACUGCAAGACAAAGCGUCUGACAAUUGGGAGGGUGGUUCUGGAGUCCUCAGAAUCCAGAGUGAAUUAAAGUCUAGACUCUGUGAUUUUUCAGGGUAAAGGGAGGCGGGAGAAAGCACAGAUCAGAUAUGCCCGAAGUGGUCCAGAGGCAAUACGGAAGCAAGGAUGCUGUGGCUGGUCUGCGUGUGGUGAGGAAGCCAGUGAAGACAGAGCAGCAGCAGGAGCAGCUGCAUUCUCAGGAGUAGUAAGAGAAACAGCAUCAGAAGUCAGCCUCCUCUUGUAAAAAGCAGGAGACUGCAGGCUUGCAAAAUGCCAGAUUCUCUGAUGUUUGAAAAUCUCCCCAGUUGAGAAUGGCUACCAUCGAAACGUUGCCAAGACACUCUCAUGAUCCAGACAGUCACAACUGUGUGUUAGCCACAGUCAUUUCACGCAACUAAAUGAUACUCUGGGUAGAUUUCAGGUCAAUAGACAACUCCCCGAAGAAGAAGAUAUCAAAUUACCCAAAAAAGAAAAACAGGGGAAAAAUAAAGUUUGGGCAUGCCUGCAGGAACGGUGGUGUUUUUAGAGACUACAUAGGAGGCAGAAGCUAAGUGUUGAUUUGCCCAUGCCUCUUACCUGGGAGUAGAAGGUGGGAAGAAAUGGACAGUGGCUCUGAUGAGAAGAGGAGGCACAGUGCAGCUCGGUGAAGCCACACGCUGACUGCGUUCUGCACGGCUCUUCAUGCAGUGCUGUGGGCUGGUGCAUCGGAGGCGAGCACGGGUGUCCUAUGGUUCGGCAGACUCCUACACCAGCCGUCCAUCCGAUUCAGAUGUUUCUCUGGAGGAAGAUCGGGAGGCAGUGCGCAGAGAGGCAGAGCGACAGGCCCAGGCCCAGUUGGAAAAAGCAAAGACAAAGCCCGUUGCAUUUGCCGUUCGGACAAAUGUCAGCUAUAGUGCAGCCCAUGAAGACGAUGUUCCGGUGCCAGGCAUGGCCAUCUCAUUCGAAGCAAAAGAUUUUCUGCAUGUUAAGGAAAAAUUUAACAAUGACUGGUGGAUAGGGCGAUUGGUUAAAGAAGGCUAUGAAAUCGGAUUCAUUCCAAGCCCAGUCAAGCUAGAAAAUAUGAGGCUACAGCAUGAACAGAGAGCCAAGCAAGGAAAAUUCUACUCCAGUAAAUCAGGAGGAAAUUCAUCAUCCAGUUUGGGUGACAUAGUACCUAGUUCCAGAAAAUCUACGCCUCCAUCAUCUGCUGUAGACAUAGAUGCUACUGGCUUAGAUGCAGAAGAAAAUGAUAUUCCAGCAAACCACCGCUCCCCUAAACCCAGUGCAAACAGUGUAACGUCACCCCACUCCAAAGAGAAAAGAAUGCCCUUCUUUAAGAAGACAGAGCACACGCCUCCGUAUGACGUGGUCCCUUCUAUGCGACCAGUGGUCCUGGUGGGCCCCUCUCUGAAGGGAUACGAGGUCACAGAUAUGAUGCAGAAAGCGUUGUUUGAUUUUUUAAAACACAGAUUUGAAGGGCGGAUCUCCAUCACAAGGGUCACUGCUGACAUCUCGCUGGCCAAACGCUCAGUGUUGAACAAUCCCAGUAAGCAUGCAAUAAUAGAGCGAUCCAACACAAGGUCAAGUUUAGCGGAAGUUCAGAGUGAAAUUGAAAGGAUUUUUGAACUUGCAAGAACACUGCAGCUGGUAGUCCUUGACGCAGACACUAUUAACCAUCCAGCCCAACUGAGUAAAACCUCUCUGGCCCCUAUUAUAGUGUAUGUGAAGAUUUCUUCUCCUAAGGUUUUGCAAAGGUUAAUAAAAUCUCGGGGGAAAUCUCAAGCUAAACACCUCAAUGUCCAGAUGGUAGCAGCAGAUAAGCUGGCUCAGUGUCCUCCGGAGUUGUUUGAUGUGAUCUUGGAUGAGAACCAGCUCGAGGAUGCCUGUGAGCACCUGGCCGACUACCUGGAGGCCUACUGGAAGGCCACCCAUCCCCCCAGCAGCAGUCUCCCCAACCCUCUCCUCAGCCGGACUUUAGCCACUUCAACUCUGCCUAUUAGCCCUACGCUAGCCUCCAAUUCACAGGGUUCUCAAGGUGAUCAGAGGACUGAUCGCUUGGCUCCCACCCGUUCUGCUUCCCAAGCUGAAGAAGAGCCCUGCCUGGAACCAGUCAAGAAACCACAGCACCGCUCCUCCUCCUCUGCACAGCACCACAACCACCGCAGCGGCACCAGCCGAGGCCUCUCCAGGCAGGAGACGUUGGACUCGGAAACGCAGGAGAGCCGAGACUCGGCGUAUGUGGAGCCAAGGGAGGAGUACCCCCACGAGCACGCAGACCACUAUGCCCCUCACCGCGACCACAGCCACCGAGAUGAGAGCCACGGGAGCGGGGAGCACAGACACAGGGAGCCCCGGCACCGGGCCCGGGACCCCGAUCGCGAGCAGGACCACAACGAGUGCAACAAACAGCGAAGCCGCCAUAAAUCCAAGGAUCGCUACUGUGACAAGGAUGGAGAAGGGAUAUCCAAGAGACGGAAUGAGGCUGGGGACUGGAACAGGGAUGUUUACAUCCACCAAUGACUUCUGGCCCUUUUGCAUUUUGUCUUUUUUUUUUUCUUUAAGUCUUGUAUCCCACCACCCUCAAACUCAUCUUUGGGGUCUACACUGCAAUCAUAUGUGAUCUGUCUUGUAUAUUUUGUAUUGCUGUUGCUUGAAUAGCAAUAGCAUGACAUAGAGUAUUAAUAUACUUUUUUUUUCCUUUUGUAAGUGCUAUAGAAAUUCGCCUGGAACGGCUGCAGUUCUCCAGUUGUAUACUGGACUUUUCAAAAACUGUCUGGGAUAGCUGCCACUUGAACAAAAGCUGUUGCCAUCCAGGUGGCCGUUAGUAUUUUAAGAAGCAUAGCUGACAUUUUCAAAAAUGUAGCUGACGUAUCCAGCAGGCCAGAAUUGGCCCAGCUAAAAAGUGGAAUUUCUUGAUUCUCCAGAUUUUUAACAUGUAGGCACCUGAUUUGCAUAGUCAUCCAUGGACCACUGUUUCUUGCUUGUACCUCUGGCUGACUAAAUUUGGGGACAGAUUCAGUCUUGCCUUACACAAAGGGGAUCAUAAAGUUAGAAUCUAUUUUCUAUGUACUAGUACUGUGUACUGUAUAGACAGUUUGUAAAUGUUAUUUCUGCAAACACCUUCUUAUAAUUAUAUAUAUAUAAUAUAUAUAUAUUAUAUAUAUAUAUAUAUCAGUUUGAUCUCACUAUUUUAGAGUCUUAAUGCCAAGUCAGCAGAUUUGCUUUAUGAAUUACAGGGACUAGAAAUGCCCACAUUCAGGAAAUUUGUAAUAACAUCGUCUAGACGCCCCUCCCCAUUCUCGUAGAAAGCCUGUACAUACUGUAAAUACAUGUGACUGCCUGACUUGAAAAGGUUUGAUUUCUGAAUGUUUUACCGUCCUUGUAAGUUUAUCAUUUUGACCAUAAAUUAAGGUAAAUGUAACCAAACUCCAAAGGUUGUUCUACUCCAUGCAGUUCACACUGACUGUGACAAACACCUCCUUCGUAGCUAGUGUCUGAGGUCACAGCACUGGAGUCUAUGAGCCGGAGCUCUGUGUGUGCCUGCGUGUGUCUGGGUGUGUACGUGUGCGCGUGUGCGAGGCAGACAUGGACCUGAAUGAAUGCCGAGGACUAACGAAGAAACCAGCGACCGCCCCCGAGGAGCGCCCCCGAGGAGCCCCCCCACCUGGCUCUGCGCCACCGGGAUCCAGGACUGCGAGGAAGCUCGCUGCCAAAGGGGACUCGGGGCGCAGCUGCCCGCAGGCUCCUUGUUUCUGCUCUGAGAGCGUAAGACCUACCGGCAACUUUUAACUGUGAGUGUUUCACUGGAAAUGUACAAUCUUCUGUGUGUUCAAGUAUUUGUUUUAGGAAGAAACGUUUACACAGCUUGUAGAGUUAUUUUGUGGGGAAAUAAAUUUUUCUAACUUCUCCCACUUCCUCUCCCACCUCGCCAGACGUUCCUGUUGUCCCCCAAGCCCCACUCCCACCCCCCCAGUUUACCUCUCGGUACGUCCCCCACCACCGACUCCGUGAGUUUCACUGUCCCACAAAACCCCGAAGUGCUUCUUAGAACCAAAGCUUCUGCUCUUCAGAAGAAAUCAGGGCAAAACGAGGUGACCUGAAGGAAACGAAAUGUUGAGAAUAUUUUCCUCCAUCAGACAUCUCCUCUGAAGGGGAAACCAGCAGAUAUGUUCUCCAUGGACCACGAGGUGGCCGUCACACUGAGGCUAAAACUUCCUGCGUCCCUUACAUGUCCAUCUGUCCAGCUAUGACUGGACAGGUCAGACAGUAUUAGGUGUGCAAGGACCUAGCACUUGAAGUUUGUCCCUGGAAAAUGCCUAUCUACGAUUGCCUACCUUCAGAUCUGUAUAUUCUGUAAUUAUUUUGUUAAGUAAGUUACUCUAUUUUUUUGUCUUGCUUCUUUGCUUAUCUCAGAUUCUUGCCAAAUAUUCUCGGACCUUUAUAAGUAAAACUGUUUCACAUUUAACUCCUUACUCCCCUCCCCCAAAGAAAACUCAGAGUUUUAAAAAUGAGUUACAUAUAUGUAGUGUUUUAGCAGCUAAUGCAGGAACCAUUUCCGCCAAUUUGUUACUUAGCUCUGUACUGUUGACCUAUCUUUAUUUAUUGAAUAUGAAAACAGCAGUCAUAAUAUAUAAAUUUUGAUGUAAAAUAUUCACAUCAUUGGGAAACCAUAUUCCCAUGAAAGUUACUUUUAUAAAACAUUUCCAAUUAACUUCCCAUCACAGUAAGAGGUUGCUGAUCACCAGCCCCAUCCUUUCCUAUGUGAAAUUUCAUCCCAGUUAAUGACUUUGAAAUACUUAAAUCCUUGAAGUAUAACUGGUAUGAAUUUUUUUGCUGCUACCAUUAAUCCCUUUCAAAGAGUCACGCUAACAGAUUCCUUUUUUAAAUAUUCUGGAUUCUUCACUUGUCACUUUACUGUGAAACACAUUAGUCCAAAUCAGAGUAUUCCUCAAAAAACUAUAUUGCAGGAUUUGACAUAAGAGCCUCUACAUGUGAAAAAUGUAUAUUGGAUGUGUGUGUAAACAGUGUGUACUAAAUAUGUAAAUGAAGAAACCAUCCCAAGGAUGACGGGAUAUUUACUGACUUGUGGAAUGUAAAAUUCUAGUCUUUUCACACAGCAAAGGCUUAAAUCUUAACCCACUCAGUUGCAGAACCAUGAUUCUUGUAGUUAACCUAGAAAAUGCUGGAAAUGUUAAGAGUUCUAUGUUUUGUUGUCAACCCCAUUUCAGCUUCUCCUAUGCGCUUCUCUACUGCUCACUGAAGUUACUGUUACAAAAAGGUGCUGCUAAGUGUAGGGUGUCUUAGUUAUACUGUACUUUGGGACAAUGCCACAUCUUAACAUGGUCUGCUCUGCAUUCAUGUUAAACAUUCACUGUCAGCUACACUGAACUGUUCAACUAACCUGGUUUAAAGUCGUUCGUGUAAAACAAAUAAAGAGCUGGCUUCUGCACUGUUUAUAAUUAGUAGUAUUAAUUGCCAUUUUAGGAAUGAUUCUUAGAGCUGAAGAUAUGCUAAAUGUUCAACACUUGGCACUUGUGGUGCAUCUUCCUGGGGGGGGAGGUGGACAGUGCCGAUCACAGCUGAACUGUCCUCACUUCCUGUCACAUCUGCUAACACGACAGCUUACGGUAGGUACAAGCUCUUCUAAAGUAUGAGGCACAGCACAGGAAACUUCCUCCCCCCUGCAUCCUACAUGUUCAGCAAUUCUGGACUCAGAUUUUGAAUUGUAUUUUUCAUUUUUAAAAUGAAGAGCCAUCGUGAUGACAAAUCGAAUUCCUCACCCCUGGCCCUUUGCUCAGUGAUGUAAUGCUGCUAGUCUCGGGUACUCUGAUCUCAUUAAUGCAUCCAAAGUUACACUGUUGGAGAAAACAGCUAAUUAGAUGAUUCGGGGGCAGUUGUUUAAUUUUGGCCAAGCUCUAUUUUUUUACUAUUUGUACUUUACAAUUUAGACUAAAAUGUGACACACAGUUUUGAAGUAAAGUGUACUCACUGUCAAAUUAAAAUGUUUCUGUUUCACAGACAUAUCUAUGGUAAUUAAAUGUUAAAAUAUAUUAACUUUCCUCCACAUUUCCCUGAUUUUUUCCUUUUAUAUUUUUUCUUAAACGUCUGUGUUCCUUAAGAUUGAAUGUGUCUAUUUUCCUAUUUGUUUUAUUUUUUGAAAGAAACCCACUGAAAAAUGUCUGUUAAAGGAAAACAAUUUAACAAUAAUCUGUCCUUUUGUCCUGUCUUCAAUAUGCAAAUAUUUUUCUUCUGUUUUGCCUGCAUUGAUUGCAUUUUGAUAUAUGUUGGUACUGAUCAAAUAUUUACACACUUGCUAUAA
Messenger RNA from Camelus dromedarius (Arabian camel), 6855 nucleotides. RefSeq names its product calcium voltage-gated channel auxiliary subunit beta 2 (gene CACNB2). Gene Ontology annotation, biological process: calcium ion transmembrane transport. Gene Ontology annotation, molecular function: protein binding; voltage-gated calcium channel activity. The record is from RefSeq and is a predicted model, not a curated record. NCBI's taxonomy places the organism in Eukaryota, Metazoa, Chordata, Mammalia, Artiodactyla, Camelidae. The transcript is spliced from 13 exons. Gene Ontology annotation, cellular component: voltage-gated calcium channel complex. The coding region runs from base 1239 to 3056 and encodes 605 amino acids.